Glossina fuscipes is the source of this 601-nucleotide messenger RNA. Its product is annotated as vitelline membrane protein Vm26Ab. The coding region runs from base 1 to 390 and encodes 129 amino acids. The transcript has 2 exons. The record is from RefSeq and is a predicted model, not a curated record. NCBI's taxonomy places the organism in Eukaryota, Metazoa, Arthropoda, Insecta, Diptera, Glossinidae.
AUGUUCAAAUUGUCUGUUUGCAUUGCUUUAAUUGCUUUGGUAUGCUCCGCUUCUGGUAAACCUGCCGUUUUGGCUCCUGUUGUGGCCGCUGCUGCUCCCGCCGGUGUUGUAACAGCAACUAGUUCACAAUAUGUUGCCCGUAACUAUAAUGGGAUAGCUACAGCUCCGGUAAUAGCUCCAGUCGCUGCAGCUGCCUAUACAGCGCCUGUAGCUGCUGCCUAUACUGCUCCCGUUGCAGCCGCUUACACCACAUCCGUAGCGGCGCCUGUAGCUGCAGCCUAUACUGCUCCCGUGGCAGCCGCAUACACGGCCCCCAUCGCUGCCGCAUAUACAGCUCCUAUAGCUGCCUCCUAUUAUCCUCAUACCGCUGCCUAUACUACGGUUUUCUAAACCUCUUUAUCAACGAUUUUGAAAACUAUGUAAAAUGGAUCUUUGUUAAACGGACUUUGUGAUUUUAAUUUAAGUUCAAAAAUGUUAAUAAAAUAGUGAAAUAAAAAUAAUUUGCAUCGUGUACCAAUAUGGUUUAUGUCAUCUAACAUCAUAAUAAAUAAUGUUAUUAUGCAGCCCAGAAUUCUUAUGCACUUGUAAGGUUACACAACAA